CAGCUCUCACUCCGGGCCGUCCGUCAAUGGUAUUAUUGGUGUGAUUUACAGCCUGAGAUGAGCUUACCACAGAAAGCCAAACCACAGCCUGUGAUACGAGGACUACAACAGCCUCCUUCAAUUGCCCGAGGACCUGUACAGCAGCAACUUGACGAGCGCAUCUACCCUCCACAGGCAGCUGUAGCCGCCGUCCAGUAUACAGUCCCACAGGUGCCCGAGCAGGCAGGACCACCUGCUCCUUACACAGCCUAUGAUAUAAACAGAGGCCAUCCAAAUCUUCUCAGAACGCCACCAGACCAUCAUGCCACUUCACCAGGCCUCUCGCAGGCUGCUUUCCCCACUGGCCAGAAUGCAGCUCCGCUCGUGUACUCUCAAAAUCCACAGACAAUGACGCCGCAACAGCAGACUAGACAGUUUGCAGCAGGGCCUCGGACAGCCCACCACCAGGGAGGAUUCAGACCGAUUCAGUUUUUCCCAAGGCCACAGAUGCAAGCAGCUCGGCCCAGCAUCCCCAACAACAGUCCUUCCAUGCGUCCUGGGGCACAGACAGCAACGGCGGCAGUCUACCAGCCCAGCCAAGGGCCCAUCAUCAUGAUGAACCCACCUGUGCCAUACCCCCAAGCCCCUCAGGCUCAGUAUUACAUCGCUAACCCGUUCCGCCCCAGUGCAGCUCCUUACGUGGGUCCCCCACAGCAGUAUUCGGUGCAACCACCUCCGGGGCCAUUUUACUCAGGACCGGGUCCCGGUGACUUCCCUGCAUACGCACCAUCCUAUUAUAGCCAACCUGUGUAUUCCCCAUCUGCACCUUUGAUAGUGCCUACACAACAACCUCCGCCUCCAACCAAGAGGGAAAAGAAAACGAUUCGAAUCCGAGACCCAAACCAGGGAGGAAAGGAUAUCACAGAAGAAAUUAUGUCAGGAGGUGGGGGAAGCAGAAACCCCACCCCUCCAGUGGUACGGCCCAGUUCCACCCCAACCCCUCCUCAGCAGCUGCCCAGUCAGAUGGCAGAUCACACUCCAGCAUUUGGAGCCGGGGAGAACCUGCAGCCCAGUGUGGACUUCAAGCCAGUGGGACGGACUGAAGCUGAUUUUAUAAAGCUGAAAGCAGAUGAGAAACCAAAGCAGGAAGCAGUGGUGAAAAGCACGUCACCAGGCAUCCGGGAGGAAGAAGUCAUAGAAAAGAAAGAGACAGAAGAGGAACCUCCUGACUUUGCCCCCUUGGAGACCGAGGAGACUUCUGCUCCCAGUGACUCUGUGUUCCCAGCCUCCGAUUCCACUGAUGAGACAGCCCCAUCUCUUCCCAAAGAGGAGGAGGAAUCUGCCCCCAACUUAGUUUUGCAUCCAGAAAUUGACGAUAGCAGUGAAAAAGAGCAAGUGGACACAGAUCUGCCUGAGGAAGUACUUGUCUCCCCAGAGGCUGUCACCAAUACGGAUGUGAAUGGCAUUGAGGAGAGGGAGGUGUCGGUUAGCCCCUUGGAAAGUAUAGCCCAGGAACUGCCUCCAUCACCCACUGAGGGGGAGGUUGCCGAGCACCGGACAGAGGCUGGGGUAGAGUCGCCACCUUCCCUUGCCGAUACAGACUUAUCUCCACAAGAGGCCAUGGAGGCGGAUGAUGGUAAGAGCACUUCUGUCAGCGAUGCCCAGGAAGAAGAGGUGCAGGACAAAGAGUCUGCUGAAGUGGAGGAGAAAGAGGUAGAUGAAAAUGAAUCUCAACACUUGAACUCCAGAAAAAGCCCCGAGCCUGUACCUGUCCAGACUUCUCUUACUGCACCAAAGAUGCCGAAGAAUCCAAACGAGUGCAACGAACCAGAGGAGGAUUUGCAAGAGGUGAAUAAAGAGCCUCAGGUUGAGGAGGAGGCAGAGGAAGAAGAGGAGGUUCCAGAUGAGAUUACGCCCGAGCCCGAACCAGAGGCCGCAGUCCUGGACCUCAGCCCGGAGGAAACGGAUGUCGAGAAGGCUGCAUACGUGGAAGAAAAUGGAGAGAGGGAAGCAGAACCUGAACACAAUGGAUCAGAAACUGUCUCCGAAAACGAAAGUGCAGACACUGGUGUCAAAGAAAGCCCAGAGGACACAGUGGCUUCCAGCGUUAGAGAAGAGCAGUGGAAGCCCCUCAAUCCAGAGGGUAAGAAGCGAUAUGACCGUGAGUUCCUCCUUGGCUUCCAGUUCAUACCGGCCAGCAUCCAGAAGCCGGAGGGCUUGCCUGCCAUCACCGACGUGGUUCUCGACAAGGUUAACCAGACUAAAUCGAUUUCAAGGCCACUGGAUCCUUCCCGGAUGCUGACCAGAGGACCAGACUUCACACCCUCCUACGCGGACUUUGGAAGGCCAGUCCUGAGUACCCGAGUGAUACCGGUGCUCAGUGUCGUCGGACCAAGGAGAUCUCAACACGGGCAAAGACGAGAGCCCAGGAAAAUCAUUCCCAUCGUAUCCGUCAAUGAUGAUGUGAAGCUGAAGAAAUCAGAAAAUGCCUGGAAACCCACCGGGAAACGGGAAGCAGUUCAGGAGGAACCUGAUCUGAACAAAACGCAGGACCUGUUCCGCCGAGUGCGCAGCAUUCUGAACAAGCUGACCCCUCAGAUGUUCCAGCAGCUGAUGAAGCAAGUUCAAGAGCUGACCAUUGAUACUGAGGAACGACUAAAGGGAGUCAUCAACCUGGUGUUCGAGAAAGCUAUUGAUGAGCCCAAUUUCUCAGUCGCCUAUGCCAACAUGUGCCGCUGCCUCACCAUGCUGAAAGUCCCGAUGGCAGACAAACCAGGAGCCUGGGUAAAUUUCCGCAAAUUGCUGCUCAAUCGCUGUCAGAAAGAGUUUGAAAAGGACAAGGCAGAGGAUAUCUUCAAUGAGAAGAGACAGAAGGAGAUCGAUGCUUCUUCAAAUGAAGAGAAAAGCCGUCUGCAAGCGGAACUGAAGGAAACCAAGGACAUGGCUCGCAGGAGGUCCAUUGGAAAUAUUAAGUUUAUUGGUGAGCUCUUCAAGCUUAAGAUGCUAACGGAGGCCAUCAUGCAUGACUGUGUGGUCAAACUGCUGAAAAACCACGACCAGGAGUCACUGGAAUGUUUAUGCCGGUUACUAACCACCAUCGGCAAGGACCUCGACUUUGAAAAGGCAAAACCUCGCAUGGACCAGUACUUCAACCAAAUGGAAAAAAUAGUAAAGGAAAGGAAAACUUCAUCCAGAAUACGGUUCAUGUUACAAGAUGUGAUAGAUUUGAGGCAGAAAAACUGGGUGGCUCGCAGAGUUGAGCAAGGGCCGAAGACCAUAGAACAGAUCCACAAGGAUGCUCAGAUUGAGGAACAGCAACAGCAGCUCAAAGUCCAUCAGCAGCUCCUGUCCAAGCAGGAAAAGAGGAGGCCAGCUGCUGUACGACCCUCAGAAGAAGCGUGGAAUGUCGUUCCAGUGGGAAAAAGUAGCAGAACAAUAGAUCCUAGCAAAUUCCCCAAAAUCACCAAGCCUGCCACCGAUGACAAAAUUCAGCUGGGCCCAGGAAGCGGCCUAGGGAGCUGGGUGAAGGGCAGCAGUGGAGGUGUUAAAACAAUUGAAUCUGAUGCCCCACGAGCGAGUGUGAACAGGUUCUCUGUGCUGCAGCAGGCAGCUUCUCCCGCUGUAGAAUCCGAGCCUCGCAGGACACUCCCAAGUCGGAGCAGCAUCGGCCGGGAGAAGAACGAUAAGCCAGCCCAACCGGUGAUCUCCAGAGGCAGCAGCAGCAAGGAGCUACUGGAUGACCGAGAGGAGGAGAGGCCAAAGGUCCUGGAGAUAGUGCAGCAAAGCACCAGUGAGGAGAAGAACAUUGAGGUGGACAAGAGCAGCCCAAUGGAACUGGUGAAACCAGACCUUCCUCCUUCUGGUGACUCCCCGAAAUCGGCUUUCUCUGAAGACGAGAUGGAGAAAAAGUCUAAAUCCAUUAUUGAUGAGUUUUUGCACAUUACUGAUUAUAAGGAGGCAGUACAGUGCGUGGAGGAGUUGAAUUCACUAAGCCUGCUCCAUGUCUUUGUAAGAGUUGGUGUGGAGUCCACAUUAGAGAGAAGUCAGAUAACCAGAGAGCACAUGGGUCAGCUUUUCUACCAGCUUGUUCAGUCAGGAAAGUUACCCAAAGAGGAAUUCUUCAAAGGGUUCUUAGAGCUGUUAGAACUGGCAGAAGAUAUGGCCAUUGACAUACCACAUAUAUGGUUGUACUUGGGUGAGCUUGUAACCCCCAUGUUACAAGAAAGCGGAAUCUCUAUGAGAGAAUUAUUUACAGAGUUUAGCAAACCUUUACUUCCUGUGGAGAGAGCAGGGGUUCUGCUUUCAGAAGUUUUGCACCUUCUAUGCAAACAAAUGAGCCAUAAGAAAGUUGGGGCCUUAUGGAAAGAGACUGAGUUAAAUUGGAAGGAUUUCCUACCUGAAGGAGAGGAUGUCCAGAAUUUCAUUAGUGAGAAGAAAUUGGAGUUUACAGUAUCAGAUGCAUCUAGUCCUACUGAAGCACUUUCAAAACAGGAGCUCUCCGCUGAAGAACUGAACAAAUGGCUAGAGAAACUCAUAAUCGAAGACAAGGCUAGCAAUGAGCAAAUCUUUGACUGGGUAGAAGCUAACUUGGAUGAAUCACAGAUUGGUUCAUCUACCUUCCUUAGGGCUUUAAUGACAACAGUAUGUAGGUCAGCUAUUACAGGAGAAGGGCCUCCAAGUCGAGUAGAUGCAAACAUUAUACAGCAAAGAUUGCGAUUGUUACUCAAAUACCUUAACUCUGAUACUGAAAGAGAAUUACAAGCACUUUAUGCACUACAGGCAUUGAUAGUAAAACUUGAUCAACCUCCUAACCUGUUAAGGAUGUUCUUUGACACUUUGUAUGACGAGGAUGUGAUAUCUGAAGAUGCAUUCUACAAGUGGGAAAGUAGCAAAGACCCCGCGGAGCAGAACGGCAAAGGAGUAGCGCUAAAAUCUGUCACGGCAUUUUUUACGUGGCUAAGAGAAGCUGAGGAAGAGUCAGAAGAUAACUAGAAAAAGAACGUCUUCGCCAAUCAAAGUGCAAAAGGGCCAAUCAUCGCAACAAAUCUGCACGGAUAUACAGUCAGCGAUCAUGAUGAAAAUUAUGGUACACGCACGUAAAAAAAAAAAGCUGCAGCGAUGUUUAAAGAACCAUGGGUGGGAGCACUAAAAUGUAUUAUUUAUAGAAAAUAUUUUUGUUUUAAAUUUUACGUUUUUUGUUAUUUUUAAAAGGACAGAUGGUUCCAUUCUCUGUGCAAAAAAAUAAAAAAAAAUUGAACACUUUAAUUUAUUUUUAGAACUGCAAAGGUGAUGUAAUUUUGAGUUUGCAGUUACUGUAAACAGAAUGUAACAUAGAGGAAACAGACCCAACUCUUGCCCACAAGGCUAUUUCAAACAAAGGUAGGGCAGUGGAAUUUAGUAUUUGGGUGGGGGUAACAAUGAUGGCUGACAGUAGUACAUGUGCCAGUAAUUCUUCCUACCUGCUUCAGCUUGCUCUAGAAAUGUACAUAAACAUUCAACCAGAAGAGGAUGUUUUUCCCCAAACUUCCAAACCGUACAUUAUGAACUGCAGAACACGGAGAACUUGUACAAACAACAAUUUAAUCCACGGAAAGUUCUUGUAAUACUUUCAAACUAUACAAACUAUCCAGCUGCUCAAAGCUUGUAAAUACAUAAAGAGAAUAUUUAAAA
This is a messenger RNA of Callorhinchus milii (elephant shark), 5649 nucleotides long. Its product is annotated as eukaryotic translation initiation factor 4 gamma 3. The record is from RefSeq and is a predicted model, not a curated record. Gene Ontology annotation, molecular function: translation initiation factor activity; mRNA binding; protein binding. Lineage: Eukaryota; Metazoa; Chordata; Chondrichthyes; Chimaeriformes; Callorhinchidae. The coding region runs from base 58 to 4971 and encodes 1637 amino acids. The transcript has 37 exons. Gene Ontology annotation, cellular component: eukaryotic translation initiation factor 4F complex.